UCCUAUAGUUAUAAAUACCCAAUCAUCGUCCUUCUCACAUCGUAUUUAUUGGGAAGAAGAGGAAUUUAGUGAAUAAACAAUGAAGUACCACAAAUUUUUAUGUCUUUUGUUCAUUAUUCACCUCCCCAUUCUCACCUUCUGCUCAGAACGCCAGGUUUACAUAGUGAAUCUCGGAGAGCACGAUGGUGGCAAAACGAAGCAAGAAAUAGAAUACCACCAUCUCUCUCACCUAUCAUCAAUCAAAACCGUUGAUGUCGAAGAAGCAAGAUCUUCUCUUCUUUACAGCUACAAGAACAGCUUCAAUGGCUACGCCGCUGUUCUUACUCCUGAUGAGGCCUCCAGGCUAUCUGAGCUCGACGAAGUGGUAUCGGUGAUUCGGAGCGACCCAAGGAAGUACUCUAUGCACACCACGAGGUCAUGGGAAUUCUUGGGUUUGGAAGGAGUGAAAGGAUCAUGGAACCCUCAUAAGAUGGAAGGAGGCCUCUUGCAGAAGGCCAAACAUGGAAGGGGAGUCAUUGUUGGGGUUCUGGAUAGUGGUGUGUGGCCAGAAUCGAAGAGCUUUAGGGAUAAAGGAAUGAGGCCCAUUCCAAAAUCAUGGAGAGGAAUCUGCCAAACUGGACAAGAGUUUGAUGCGUCCCAUUGCAACAGGAAGCUUAUCGGAGCUAGAUUCUAUGUCAAGGGCUACGAGAACUAUUAUGGUCCUCUUGACACCACACUGGACUAUCGAUCGCCGCGCGAUAAAGAUGGCCAUGGGACUCACACAGCUUCCACCGUUGGAGGCCGACGGGUGGCUAACAUCUCCGCCCUUGGCGGCUUCGCCCACGGCACUGCAUCCGGUGGCGCACCGCUCAUCCACCUGGCCAUCUACAAAGCGUGUUGGGCGAUCCCUAACGUAUCCAAAGUCGAUGGUAACACGUGCUUUGAGGAGGACAUGUUGGCUGCCAUGGACGACGCCAUUGGCGAUGGCGUCGACGUAAUGAGCAUCUCCAUCGGCACCCGUCAGCCCAUGCCAUACAACCAGGACGGCAUAGCCCUAGGGGCAUUUCAUGCGGCCAAAAACAACAUUGUUGUGGUGUGCGCCGCAGGGAACAACGGGCCUGCUCCGGGGACCCUAUCGAACCCGGCUCCAUGGAUCAUCACCGUCAGUGCCAGCACCGUCGAUCGAACUUUUGUCGCACCGGUAGAGCUUGGAAACGGGAUGUCAAUCGAGGGACAAACAGUCACUCCAUAUCACUCCAACAAUAUGUAUCCACUAAUUUAUGCUGGAGAUGCAGUAGCCCCAAACGUAUCCAAGGAGGACUCAGGUCAAUGCCUUCCAAAUUCCCUCAAUCCAAAGAAGGUGAGGGGGAAGAUAGUGCUGUGCAUUAGAGGGAACGGGACGAGAGUCGGCAAAGGCAUGGAAGUGAGGAGAGCUGGCGGUGCUGGAUUCAUAUUGGGUAACAGCCCAGCCAACGGAGCCGACCUGACAUGCGACGCCCACGUUCUUCCAGCGACCGCCGUGACUCAUUACGACGCCACUCGGAUUUAUGACUACAUCCGAUCUACCAAGAGUCCGACGGCGAGAAUAGUACCGGCAAGAACCGUCCUGUACACUAAGCCUGCUCCCGUCAUGGCUGCAUUCACGAGUCGAGGUCCGAAUGUCAUCGACCCCGAUAUUCUCAAGCCUGACAUCUCAGCCCCGGGAGUGAAUAUAUUGGCAGCGUGGAGUGAGGCAGUUUCGCCAACGAAGUUGGAAAGCGAUCCUCGAAUCGUAAAGUACAACUUCGACUCGGGGACUUCGAUGGCGUGCCCUCAUGUGGCCGCCAGCGCUCUCCUAAAAGCCAUUCAUCCAAAAUGGAGCAGUGCAGCUAUCAGAUCUGCCCUUAUGACUACAGCUUUUCAAUUGGACAACAGGGGCAAGCCCAUAACUGAUGCAGCAGGCACUCUCGCCACUUCCUUCGCAUUGGGAGCCGGCCACCUGAUGCCGCAGAAAGUGGCCGACCCCGGCCUUGUGUACGACGCAUCGUACUCAGACUACGCUGCAUAUCUUUGUAGCUUCGGGAUCAAGGACCCAAAAGAGCGGAUCGUCUCGAGCAACCUAAAUUAUCCGACUCUCCAAAUCAGUAGACUCAACGGGACGAUCACAGUGAAGAGAACCGUCACAAAUGUAGGCGGAAAACACAACAGUUGUUAUUUCUCACAUGUCAAACCACCGACAGGGUUCUUGGUGACAAUUCAACCGAGUUUGCUGGUGUUCGAUCGCAUCGGCCAAAGAGGCUUCACCAUUACCGUCAAAGCGAGAAAUAGCAUGGUGAAGAGGAUUCUUGGAGAUGACUAUGCCUUUGGAUGGUACGGAUGGAAUGAUGGUAUUCACAACGUGAAUAGUCCCAUGGCAAUAUCUUUGGCAUAGGCUUUGCCCAAUUUCUUUUUUUAAUGCUUGCAAUUGAUCUCUCAUUUUAUCUAAUGGAGAAAUUAGAAAUGUAGAGAUAAGAAAAACUAGGAAAGCAUUCCACAAUUCGAGUGGUUUGGAGAAAAUUAUCUGCCUUGAAUAAAGAAAGAUUAACUUGUCCCUUUUGGCA
Molecule: messenger RNA, 2558 nt
Organism: Eucalyptus grandis
Lineage: Eukaryota; Viridiplantae; Streptophyta; Magnoliopsida; Myrtales; Myrtaceae
Product: subtilisin-like protease SBT5.6
Biological process (GO): proteolysis
Molecular function (GO): serine-type endopeptidase activity
Source: RefSeq, a predicted model, not a curated record